CUCAAUCGACAACCGGUCGACGGAAAAUAUUUGUUUAUGUGCACUCGUUGGAUUUGCGGAAAGUUGAUUGCCAUGAGAACGGAUAUGCAAUAAAGUUCUGGUUAAAAGAAAACACAGCAUCGUCCUGGUUCGGUUCGUUUGGGGGCAUUGCUUGUGCAGUUUUGUGCAUUUGAAUAUCGUCGGCCGUCGCUUAAAAGCCUUUUUAUUCUUCAUUCGGUUGACCAUCUUGGGGAAAAUCGAUUUCGAACGACUUUCACUUUUUACUCAAUUGGCACAAACCAGUGGAAGUGUGUAACGAUGGCGAAGCGGAGCCAGGCUUUGUUGCUGUCCGGUUUGCAGCGCGGGCGUGAACGGAUUAGUGCAACUAAUUAGGCGCGCACACGAAAUUGUUUUUACAUUGAAAGUGAAUUUAAGUUCGUUAAAAUGCUGACGAAAAAGUUGAUGCUAAGAUCGUUCGCGAUGCCACGUUGGUCGACCUUAGUCCCAAUAGUGUCGUAUUUGGUUUUCAUUUCGGUCAUCCUAAAUGUAACGUUUCCGCUUAAGAAACAGAUCGCGACCCCACCGGCCGCUCGAGACAGCAACAAGAGCGAACCCGCCAACGAGCCAAAGGCGAUUUUGUCGGGGAAUUCGAUCGACGUGCACAAUGUGUUGCAAGCUGCCUUUAAAAUAGCCGAUAAAAACCAGGAUCACCUCUUAACAAUUCAAGAGUUAGGUCACUUCAUACACAAGAAAAUAAUGGAACACAUAAAUCGUGCCAUUGAGGAAAACCCUAUUCAAUUUUCUUAUAUCGACAAAUCUCCACGUGAUGGACUAAUCAGUUGGGAGGAGUAUCACUCGUACUUCCUUCGAGAGCACGGAAUGAACGAAAACUACAUUCUCGAACACAAUGAAAGCAAACAUGUGAACCUAAAUCGCAAAGCAAAGGAAGAAAUUAUGCGUGACAAGGCACUUUGGUCAGAAGCUGCGAGGACAGAUCCCUUUAGCUUAACAUUGGAUGAAUUUUUGGCAUUUCGUCAUCCCGAGUCCAGUGCAGUGAAUCUGCUUAGUUUGGUUGAUGAUCUAUUAAGACAGUUUGACAUGGAUGGUGAUGACCAACUGACGAUAGACGAAUUUUCUGACUUAACAGUUGACGAUGAGGAUGAACGUUAUAAGAAAUCAAUUAUAUCAAAAACGGUCGAGGAAAGACGCACUGAAUUUCUUAAACUAAUUGACAAGAAUAAAGAUGGCAAGGCGGAUCGAGGAGAGUUAUUGACUUAUGUAGAUCCGAAAAACCCACGCUACGCUCUCCAAGAAGCUGCAACACUUUUUGCUUUGGGCGAUACCAACAAAGAUCGAAAACUGAGUUUUGAUGAGAUGAUGCAAAAUGCUAACAUUUUCAUGGCAUCAAAGAUGAUCGACACAGCAACAAGCUUCCAUGACGAGUUUUAAUGGAGCUGUUUUCUAAAAUUAAGCAAUAUAAGACUAGAUUUUAUGAUCAAUAAUGGAAGACAUUUUGAAUGUUUUUUUAAUAAUGCUCUUACUAUUUAAGACGAUUCUUGUGAUCUUCAAAUUUAUAACUACUAGAAUAGACUCUGGAUAUUAUGGAAAUAUGAAAUAUUUCAUCACAAAUUUUUGUUGGAUAGAUCUUCGACUGAAUUAUACAAACACUUACUGUAAGUUGAGUCUCCGUCCUCAUAGAUGUUAGCCUUUUGCCAAUAGUGAAUUAGUUGUGUUUAUACAUAGUAUUAUUUAAAUUGUUCUUAUAGUAUUUUUAUGUGUACUUUUAUUUGGACAAAAUGUAAUCCUUUCGAAGCGCAAAUGGCAGCCAAAUACAUUUCUAAAAUAGACAUAUUUA
This is a messenger RNA of Hermetia illucens (black soldier fly), 1834 nucleotides long. It is a transcript of the gene myd, whose product is annotated as 45 kDa calcium-binding protein. Gene Ontology annotation, molecular function: calcium ion binding. Gene Ontology annotation, biological process: calcium-ion regulated exocytosis. NCBI's taxonomy places the organism in Eukaryota, Metazoa, Arthropoda, Insecta, Diptera, Stratiomyidae. The record is from RefSeq and is a predicted model, not a curated record. Bases 424 to 1428 code for a protein of 334 amino acids. Gene Ontology annotation, cellular component: endoplasmic reticulum. The transcript has 3 exons.